UCCCUGCGGUCCGGCCUGGGGGAGCCAUGGACUCGGAGGUGCUGAAGACUUUGAUUAAUUACUAUUGUAAAGAAAAAUAUUUCCAUCAUAUGUUACUUGUUGCCAACGAAGGAAUCAGGAGGUACGCCAGUGACUUGGUCUUCAGGUUUUAUCAUGCCUAUGGUACAUUAAUGGAAGGUAAAAUUCAAGAAGCUCUUCGAGAAUUUGAGGCGCUUAAAAAUAAACAAGAUGUGUGUCUUUGUUCGCUACUUGCACUGGUGUACGCCCAUAAAAUGAGCCCUAAUCCAGAUAGAGAAGCUAUUCUGGAAUCAGAUGCCAGACUGAAGGACCAACGUAAAGGAGCUGGACAGAAAGCUUUGUACUACGCAGGCUUAUUCUUAUGGCACACUGGUCGCCUUGAUAAGGCCAGAGAAUACAUUGACAGAAUGAUCAAAAUAACAGACGGUAGUAAAGAGGGGCAGGUUUUAAAAGCAUGGCUUGAUGUUACAAGAGGAAAAGAACCUUAUACUAAAAAAGCACUGAGGUGUUUUGAAGAGGUGUUGGAAGACGGAAAUGAUCUUUUUGCUUUGCUGGGUAAGGCAGAAUGUCUUGAGUUGCGCCAGAAUUAUUCAGGUGCUCUGGACACUGUGAACCAGAUAAUCGUGAACUUUCCAAGCUUCCUUCCUGCUUUUAUAAAGAAAAUGAAAUUACAACUAGCCUUGCAGGAUUGGGACCAGACGGUUGAGACAGCACAAAGGUUACUGCUCCAAGAUAACCAAAAUGUGGAAGCACUAAGAAUGCUGGCUCUUUACUAUCUGUGUAGAGAGGGGGAUAUAGAGAAGGCUUCUGCUAAGCUAGAAAACUUAGAGAAUGCAUUGGAUGCCAUGGAGCCACACAAUGAUCAGCUUUUCUAUAGUAUUACACUAGCCUUCAGCAGAACUUGUGGACGUAACCAACUCAUUCUUCAAAAAAUUCAAACAUUUUUGGAGAGAGCUUUUAAUUUAGAUUCUCAGCAAUCAGAAUUUGCUACAGAACUUGGAUACCAAAUGAUUUUACAAGGAAAAGUCAAAGAGGCAUCACAGUGGUAUAAGAUUGCCAUGACACUUAAUGAGUCCAGUAUCUCUUCACUAUUUGGAUUUAUCCAAUGUCAGCUAAUUGAAGGGCAAAUAGAGGAAGCGGAUCAGCAGCUGGAGUUUUUUACUGAAGUUCAGCAGUCCAUUGGAAAAUCUGCGGAAUUAACCUACUUACAUGCCAUUCUUGCUAUGAAGAAAAAUAAACGACAAGAAGUUGUUAUCAGUUUGUUGAAUGAUGUCUUAGACAUUCAUUUUUCACACUUAGAAGAUUUACCUCUUGGCAUACAGUAUUUUGAAAUGCUAAAUCCUGAUUUCUUAUUAGAAAUUGUUAAAGAGUAUCUGAACUUCUGUCCCAUGCAGCCUACAAGUCCUGGUCAGCCUGUUACGCCACUUCUCAGACGUUGCACCUCAGCCUUGGAGAUUAUCGUGAGAACUGUUCCUGGGCUGCUACAAGCUGUCUUCCUAAUAGCAAAAGUGAAAUACUUGUCAGGUGACAUAGAAGCAGCUUAUAAUAACCUGCAGCACUGCCUGGAGCGUAAUCCCUCUUACGCGGAUGCUCACCUCCUGAUGGCUCAGGUUUAUUUGUCUCAGGAAAAAUUCAAAUUGUGUUCUCAGUCUCUGGAACUUUGUCUGAGCUAUAAUUUUAAGGUGAGAGAAUACCCUUUAUAUCAUUUGAUAAAAGCUCAGUCACAGAAGAAAAUGGGAGAAAUAACAGAAGCGAUUAAAACUCUGCAUAUGGCAAUGAAUUUACCAGGAAUGAGAAGAAUCGGAGCUUCCUCAAAAGCCAAAUAUAAAAAAAAUGAAGUUGAUACAAGCCACCGCUUAUCAAUCUUUCUUGAACUGGUAGAUGUUCACCGCUUAAAUGGAGAACAGCAUGAAGCAGCAAAAGUUUUACAAGAUGCCAUCCAUGAAUUUUCCGGAACAUCUGAAGAACUGCGGGUUACUAUUGCUAACGCAGACCUAGCUCUGGCCCAGGGAGAUACUGAGCGGGCUUUAAGCAUGCUUCGGAAUGUUACAACUGAGCAGCCUUACUUUGUAGAGGCAAAAGAAAAAAUGGCAGACAUUUAUCUGAAGCACAGAAAAGAGAAAAUGUUAUAUAUCACUUGUUACAGGGAGAUUGCUGAAAGAAUGCCCAACCCUCGCUCCUUCCUUCUCCUUGGUGAUGCAUACAUGAAUAUUCAGGAGCCUGAAGAAGCAAUAGUAGCAUAUGAGCAAGCAUUAAAUCAGAACCCGAAAGAUGGGACAUUAGCAAGCAAAAUUGGGAAAGCCCUUGUCAAAACCCACAAUUACUCAAAGGCCAUCACUUACUAUGAAGCUGCUCUGAAAAGUGGACAACAGAAUUAUCUCUGCUAUGACCUGGCCGAGCUCUUAUUAAAACUGAAAUGGUAUGACAAGGCAGAAAAAGUUCUUCAGCACGCUCUAGCGCAUGAAUCUGUAAAUGAACUGUCAGCUCUCAUGGAGGAUGGACGUUCUCAAGUUCUUCUAGCAAAAGUUUAUAGUAAAAUGGAAAGGCCUGGUGAUGCGAUCACUUCAUUACAGCAGGCUAGAGAAUUACAAGCUCGGGUACUGAAACGUGUUCAGAUGGAACAGCCAGAUGCAGUUCCUGCACAGAAACACUUAGCGGCUGAAAUUUGUGCAGAGAUUGCAAAACAUUCUGUUGCUCAGCGAGACUCUGAAACAGCAAUUAAGUUUUAUAGAGAGGCUCUUGUUCACUGUGAAACAGAUAAUAAGAUCAUGUUGGAACUGGCAAGAUUAUACCUGGCACAAGAUGACCUUGAUGCCUGCCAGCGGCAUUGUGAAUUACUUCUCCAGAGUGACCAGGAUAAUGAACCUGCCACCAUGAUGAUGGCUGAUAUCAUGUUCAGAAAACAGGACUAUGAACAAGCAGUGUAUCAUCUACAACAGCUUUUAGAACGCAAACCAGAUAAUUAUAUGACAUUAUCUCGUUUGAUUGAUCUCCUACGAAGAUGUGGAAAACUUGAGGACGUUCCCAGAUUUUUCUUAAUGGCCGAGAAACAUAACCCCAGAUCAAAAUUGGAGCCAGGAUUUCAAUACUGUAAAGGACUCUACCUUUGGUACACUGGAGAACCAAAUGAUGCCCUUCGACAUUUUAAUAAAGCUCGGAAGGACAGUGACUGGGGCCAAAAUGCCCUUUAUAAUAUGAUAGAAAUCUGUCUGAAUCCAGAUAAUGAAACCAUUGGAGGUGAAGUGUUUGAAAAUCUGGAUGGAGACCUGGGUAAUUCAUCUGAGAAGCAAGAGUCUGUGCAAUUAGCAGUGAGAACAGCAGAAAAACUCCUGAAAGAACUGAAACCACAGACUGCUCAGGGUCAUGUACAACUUCGUAUAAUGGAAAACUGCUGCCUAAUGGCUACCAAGCAGAAAUCGAAUGUCGAGCAAGCGUUAAAUACCUUCACAGAAAUAGCAACAUCUGAGAAGGAUCAUAUCCCCGCACUCUUGGGAAUGGCAACGGCAUACAUGAUCUUGAAACAGACGCCAAGAGCCAGAAACCAGCUGAAGCGGAUUGCAAAAAUGAACUGGAACCCUAUUGAUGCCGAGGAGUUUGAGAAGAGCUGGCUGCUGCUCGCUGAUAUUUACAUUCAAUCAGCAAAAUACGACAUGGCAGAAGAGCUGUUAAAACGGUGCCUGCGUCAUAACAGGUCUUGCUGCAAAGCUUAUGAAUAUAUGGGAUACAUUAUGGAAAAAGAACAAGCGUACGCUGAUGCUGCCUUGAACUACGAGAUGGCGUGGAGACAUGGCAAUCAGAUGAAUCCAGCCAUUGGAUACAAGCUGGCAUUUAAUUACUUAAAAGCAAAAAAAUAUGUGGAUGCAAUUGAUGUAUGUCACCAGGUUCUUGAAGCACAUCCAUCUUAUCCAAAAAUCAGAAAAGAUAUACUUGAUAAGGCCCGUACGUCUUUAAGACCUUGAGAAAUAAUUUUAACUCAGUUUGUUGGUGAAGUGAGAAAUGAAAGGCAUCUAGCUUUGAGCUCUUACACUUCCCAGCAGGUUUGAAGUGAUGCCGUGUUACGGAAGCUGCUUUCUCCAGCAGAGGCUGCUGCUGCUCUCAGGCACGAGUGCCCUGUCACAUCCAGGUUUCUAAUGGAGAAGCUGAAUGAGAGCUGAUCUAUUGACUCUGUUUUGAUUUGGUACAGAUUUGGUGGCACUCUGGCUAAGACUAGAACCCUUUCUAUAAAGAAUAUUUUGUUAAAAUCUCGGUAAUUAAAUAUCCUGUAUCUUUUCUAAGGAGUGUUGAUUGUUUAUUUCAGGAAAUAUAUUUAAAGUG
Messenger RNA from Otolemur garnettii (small-eared galago), 4332 nucleotides. It is a transcript of the gene TTC21B, whose product is annotated as tetratricopeptide repeat domain 21B. Gene Ontology annotation, cellular component: intraciliary transport particle A. The transcript is spliced from 29 exons. Gene Ontology annotation, biological process: intraciliary retrograde transport; protein localization to cilium. Bases 27 to 3977 code for a protein of 1316 amino acids. Gene Ontology annotation, molecular function: protein binding. The record is from RefSeq and is a predicted model, not a curated record. Lineage: Eukaryota; Metazoa; Chordata; Mammalia; Primates; Galagidae.